Lycium barbarum (goji berry) is the source of this 1548-nucleotide messenger RNA. RefSeq lists its product as uncharacterized. NCBI's taxonomy places the organism in Eukaryota, Viridiplantae, Streptophyta, Magnoliopsida, Solanales, Solanaceae. The record is from RefSeq and is a predicted model, not a curated record. Bases 116 to 1192 code for a protein of 358 amino acids. The transcript is spliced from 3 exons.
UUCUUGGAAAUUACAGGAAAUUUUCUUCUGCUCCCAAAAUAAAAAGCAUUACCAGACUCCAUUCUUCCUCUGUCUUCAAAUUAUUUUUCUUUUUCUCUGAUUGACUUCUAGCUUAAUGCCCAUAGUCACAAUGGCUGUAUUGGAAGAGCUGCCCGUAAAGCAGAGAGCUCCAAAAGGCAACAUUAUUGAGCGAUUGUUAUUCGACUGCCCACUGGAAAAUGCCCGCUCAUGGACCAGGGAGUCCAGCGUCACCAGUGGCCAUUUUUUCCAAAGAAUUCGAUUAUACUAUGGCGUCAAAAUUGGAUACGCCAGUGGAGGUUUCGCUGCUGUGUGCAUGUCAUACUUGAAUACCAAUUUGAUAAUAAUUGCAUCCUUGCCCCAUAACUUUCGGAUUCAGCUUCCAAACAGAUCCUUAAAUUUGCAUUUGCCAAUUGCAACGUGUCAUCUUCAGGAUUAUUGGGCUUACAACUCGGUUGUAGUUAAUUUAGAUGUGGCUGAACCAUCUUCCAACCAACAACAUCAACGUCAGAAUUUACUGGCAGCUGUUGGUGAUUCAAGUGUCAACAAGUCUUCGGGCAUCCGUUCUUUCCAAUCAUGCGUAGUUAACACUUUAAAAAGCUUGCGCCAUCUACCUCUUUCUAGUUAUAGCAACACUAGAGGAGACAAGAUCCCUAAGCAGGCUGGAGUUGGCAAGUUCAAAGACCUAACGAAGAAUAACUUCAAAUGUUCACCAGUACAUGCUUCUUGGAAUGAGAAGGGAAGAUCGCGUUUAAAUAAAAAUUCUGCCCUCAAAGUGAAGAAAGAAUAUGUUCUAUUGCCCGCGGCUGCUCUAUUAGCUACUGUUUUGUUUACGGCAGCUUGCCGCUUCCCGCGCUUCAUUACCAAGGCUAAUUACAUCUAUGACUAUGAUACAGGUCGAAUAGUUCACGAGGAAAGAGAUUCCACUACUAUCACGUCAUCAUUCAUAUUAUUUAACUCAACGGGUUUCAUAGCAUCGUUAGCCAUUGUUAUCUCCAUUCUACGCGGUUUUCCAUUGAAACCAUGGCCUCAAAUCUCAGUAUCUAUGUUGUUUGGUUCCUACAUGUGCUUGAUCAUGAAAAUAUUACCACUGGAAUCCUGGCUUAUACUCUUCCUUUCCGUCCCAUUACUACUAUUAGCAGCUGCUGGAAAACUGUGUGACUUUGGUCAGUAGACUUUUACCGUUCUGCUACUAGUUUAACAACCCAGGUACUUUAGAUAUCAUGGUUGUUUCUUAAGUGUUUUCUCUGUUAAAUUUAGAUUCAGUGUAUCUCAUGUGUAUCACAUUUGCAGAAUUAAGGAAGAUGAGGACCAUAACGGGCCUGCUUUGUUCCUUCUCAUUCUUCUGUUUUUGCCAUUUCCAAGUAUUAUUGCUUAGGUGCUUGAAAUAUACAACUUACAAGUAAUAGCUAGUCCGAGCAUUAAAGAGUUGUGCAAAGAAUGUCUUACUAAUGUUGGUUACAUUUGAAAUUUAUGAAUGUAUAAGAUUUAUGUGUUGGAGAAAAAGUACUGUGUAUUUUCAUGCUUAAA